Molecule: messenger RNA, 3906 nt
Organism: Diachasmimorpha longicaudata
Lineage: Eukaryota; Metazoa; Arthropoda; Insecta; Hymenoptera; Braconidae
Product: growth/differentiation factor 8
Exons: 3
Coding region: 716-1942 (408 amino acids)
Cellular component (GO): extracellular region
Molecular function (GO): growth factor activity; cytokine activity
Source: RefSeq, a predicted model, not a curated record
UUGUGUGGCGUUACGGUUUGGCCUCCUCCAACAUAUAUGCAGUGAGGACGAACAACUGACUCAGUGCUUGACAGGCAACCAAGCUCUCAGCAUCUCCCAAUAAUUGACGCUGCACAAGGGUCAGAGGAAUCACCGAAGAGAGAAAGAGAGAGAGAGAGAGACAGAGGGGAAAAAAAAUUGUUUGAAAUUUUUUGAAAAAUGUCGAAAAAAAAAUCGCGCAAAUUUUUUUUUUUGUGAUCAACUAUAUUCGCAAGGAUCAGGAGGAUCAGAUAUUAUUUACCGAGAAUGGAUUAUUGAGACUCAGUGAUUUGUCAUCAGUGAAAAAGUGUAAAUUUUGUGAGAUGAAAACUUGAUAAGAUAACGAGUAAUUUUAAAUAAAACACUGUGUGGAAUAUGUUUAAUAGAAAUCGUCUGAUAAUGCCCGGCAAUAGCCGUCAAACUCUCUCGGAUAAAUCGAAAAAAAGUAACGGGAGCAGUAGCAAGAGUACAACCAGAAUAAGAGUAUCAUAUUAUCUGGAUUAUUGACUCGAGUAAUGAUGUUACCCCCUUGGUGGAUGAAGAAUCGAGGAUCAAGUGACACCCAAGUGAGGUUCACAAACUGAGGAACGAGACUAAACGAUAAACAAUUGCCGAAACUUGAAAUUUUUCCAAAUUGCAAUUAAAAGGGGGGAAAAAAAAUUGAGGAAAAAAAACGAGGCCCUGGCCUUGGCAUAAAAUGAUUACGAGGGGGCUCUUUCUCUUGUUGGUUGUCCUCGGGGCCUUUGAUUUGCCACCGUCGAGAGUUGUUACAUGGGCCAGUAUGGCUAUGGCUAAUAGUCCAAAUGGCGGUUGCAAUGCGUGCCGAAUGCACGAGGAGAUAAGGGCUAUGAGUUUAGAAGCUAUUAAGGAACAGAUACUUAAUAAACUUGGACUUAAGCAGGCACCCAAUAUGACGGGACGUGCACUACCAAGAAUACCGCCUAUAUCAAAGUUAAUGGACAUGUAUGGAAUGCAGGCUGAUCAGCCGUCAAGUGUUGAGCCUGGUAUUACACAUCAUGAGGAGAUUGAUGAAUUUUCAGCUAAAACUGAGAGUGUCUUUGCACUUGCACAACCUCAUCAAAAGCUGAGGCAUUCUAAAGGCAGUCUCGACGUAAUCUACUUCAAAUUCUCGGACAAAGUGAUCCAGCACCGAGUGACGCGAGCGGAGCUCUCGCUGUGGAUAUGGGGAACCCGAAGAGACGAGGACACCCUGGAUGACGACUCCAAGGAGGAGGACGAGAUCCUAGAGGAUGAUGAGGAGAGCCCGAGGGGUCCAGUGACGAUAACACUGCAGAGAAUCCUCCGAGGUACAUCUGAUAAUGGAACUCCCCUGCUGGGGCCACCUCUGACGACAAAGCACAUGCGACCUGUGGGUAAACGUGGCACCUGGGUGACCAUUGAACUCAGGCGAAUGGUCGCCGAGUGGUUCAAGCAUCCACGAGACAAUUUGGGUGUUGCUCUGAAGAUCACGAGUGGCAAGAGCGAUAGGAGGCACUCGUGGAUAGUGGAGACCAACCCUGGAGCUGAGUUUGCCCCAUAUCUUGAGGUGCAAACGCAGGAGUUGGAGUCAAGACGUGGAGCUAGAAUCAAGAGAAGUGUUGGACUGAAUUGUGAUGAGGCCACCCAGGAGACAAGAUGCUGUCGAUAUAAGCUGACAGUUGAUUUUGAAAAGUUCGGAUGGGACUGGAUCAUUGCACCCAAAAAAUACGAUGCAAAUUACUGCUCGGGUGAUUGCCCCAUGGCAUUUCUUCCAGUUUAUCCAAAUACUCACAUAGUGAGCCUAGCCGAGCCACCUAAUAACACAGGUCCCUGCUGUGCACCGAGAAAACUCUCCGAAAUAACAAUGCUGUACUUCGACAAUGAGUAUCAAAUUGUUUUUACAAGACUACCGGGAAUGGUUGUCGAACGUUGUGGCUGCUCAUAGCCUUAUCCAUACGAUCCCCUUCCACCCUCAUAAUUCAUCAUUUCGUUAUUUUUUUUAUGCAUUAUACAUUCUACAUGUGAAGAUCUACAAAUUUCAACAUUGAUUUCCUCAUCUUUAGCGUGAACACAAGCACUCAUGUCUCAACUUCUUGUCCUUUCGAGUAAAUAAUUCAUAUUUUUUAUGGAAAAACUAAAAUUUAUGCUAAAAUCCAAUUGAGGAUAGCCAAGUAUCAUUUCCGGUUGAAUUUCGUACGAAAAGUUUGGAAAUAAAUUAUGAAUAUUGCUUGUCACUUGAAUGGCCUUUUUAGCACCUCGUGAUUAAAAAAAAAAUCCUUCAUAAAUAAAUAAGUCAGGCAAAUUAAAGCUCCAAUGUCAGACAGCAAAAGUAGAACAUCAUUUGAUCCAUAAAAAAAUAAUCAAAGCACUUGGAUAUCCUCAAUUGAAAUUGAGAAGAAAAAAGAACAAUUCAGUUAUUUUUUAAAUAUUCGAAUAAUCACAAAGAAAAAUCCUAAUCGUGCCUUGACGACCUAUUGCCCCUGCCGAUAAUUUUUUCUCCCUCCCGCAAUCGACAAUUGAAUCCCCUCCACAAUUCAUUUAUUCCCAUUUCGUCGAUUAAAAUUGAUAAAUUCGGAGAAAGAAAGCGAUAACCCCUCGAACACAUCUUGGGGAAGAGAAAUUAUAAUAAAAAAUUGUAUGAGACUGGGAGGCACGAUUAUCAACUAUACCUACUAAUUAUAUAAUACUUAAAGAUAAUAGCAAUUUAAUCCUAGUGUUUCCUCGUUUAAAGAAUACUAGAAGAAUCAGUGCACCGUCAAUUAAUCAACCCAACGUAUUUCAUCAUUUUUUUUUUAAUUGAAAAAAAAGCAAACAAAUAGCUAUAACGAUGCAAUAUCAUCGGCAUCCUUCAGCUGUGAUAUAUACAUUAUGAACUAACUAAUGAUACAAUGGUCAAGCACUGCCGGAGGGCUAAUGAAAUAUGUAUACGAAUUAUUGGUCGAGCGGUUUAAUUAAUUAUCCAUCGAGUGAAUCAACCAAGUAGUGCCUUUCAACAAUGCGCAGAUGCUGUCUACGGCCAUUAACUGGAGAAAAACAUAUUUUGAGAUUGAAUAUUGAUGUCAUCGUUUAUAUUUCGAGUGGAAAAAUAAUGUUUUUCUAGUAUUUCAUGGGAGAAGUGGUGGUGAGGUGGGAAUAUUAAUUUUUUAUUCAGUUAGCGAUCGCUAUUCUAUGAGAGAAUAUUCCUGGAGAUAUAAUUAAGCUCAAAUCAGUAUUCCAGAUCUUAUUGAAACAAAAAUAUUAAUAUUUUUUCCCCCCAAAGUAUUGAUAUUUGUUCGGAAAAAAUAUUAGCCGAAUUAAUGUUGAAUAAUAUAUCCGAUAUUUCUUUAUUUCGUAGUGAAUAUUAAUACUCCGAAAAUAUUUUUCAAAUCAAUGUCGACCCAAAAUAAUAUUCUCGAAUAAUAAUCCCUGGAAGAUAUGAAUUGAUUGUCAAAUUCUCAAUAUUCUCACCGCAAAAUAUUUCUCCUCAUAAAUAUAUCUCCAUUAUUUCGAUGUAACAAUCGUAACUAAUACCUAAACGAAUCGAUUAAUCAUAAUAUAGCAUUAAAUUAUGAUACACCUAAGUCCUCUUAUAGACUGUAUAGAAUAGAUUAUCAACCCAAUGCGCAUUCAUCAUUUGUUCUCUCUCUCUUUUAUUUUCACUCGACACAUUUAUUGUGAAUGUUUAUUUAUAAAUAUGUUUUUUAACGCUAGGAUCACGCAUCCAGAUAUUAUUCUACUUUAACGAUAUUAAUGUGCGCAAAUAAUUUUAAGGGUAUUUUACGCUCGUGAAGAAAUUAGGGUUAAUGCUGUAAACGUAAUUUUCUCGGAUAUCCUGAUGAUAAGACGGGAAUGAUGUAGAUAAUAACACAAGUGAAUAUUUAUUUCAUAAAUAAAAAGGGUUUUUGAGAAAAUAUUAUCGUGAGCAUGAUU